Lachancea dasiensis is the source of this 771-nucleotide messenger RNA. Lineage: Eukaryota; Fungi; Ascomycota; Saccharomycetes; Saccharomycetales; Saccharomycetaceae. The record is from the annotation of a GenBank genome assembly.
AUGUCUUAUUAUCUAACCUCAGAAGCGCUCCCCCCCGUAAGAGUUUUGUGUCUUGUUUACACAGAUGACAUACACAGACCUCUGAGAGAUCCACUGAACUCCUUAUUAUUCCAGUUUCCCCUAGUGUGUGAGAAUGUUGAAAAAGCCUCGCUAUAGAAUGUUGUCAAACCAGUAGAGUAUUCAGAUGAAUCAGGAUUUUGUGAACUCCUGUGAAAGACUAGCCAAGCGUGGAGCUGUCGGGAUACCUCCAUCUUGCGAGUUUCUUGCUCAAGCAGAGAAGCGACUUGCCGCCAAAAUACCAACUCCUAUAGCUACAAGCAGCCUGUUGCAAAUUCCAUUUCUCUUGACAACGCGGCCCGAGAGUGAACACGUUGGCGUAAUUACCUUUGAUAGCUGUACUCUUGGAGAUGUUCAUUUCGAAGGCCUUUGUAUAUUUUCCAGUAUGCGCUCAAAACUCUCAGUGAAGGGAUGUCCUGCUGAUGAUAUAUUGAGGGGAAUGAUUCAACGUGGUGAGCCCUAUGUCUUCGAGGAAAUUGAAGAAGAGCUCAUCCAAUGUUCAAAACAAUUGGUGCUGGAUGACCCGCAGGUCUACAAAUGUCACCUUUUUCUCGAGCUAUUAUACGUGAAAUCGGGCUUCCUGUUUACGACGUCAUCACCAUGAUAGAUUGGUUUUAUUCAGGGCUGGUACGUAAAACGACGGUGCCGGACGAAUACAGGAAAGCAGGCUUACGGCCAAGACGGGGGAGUGAAAAAGAAUUGCAAAAAGAAUGA